AAAUAAUGUUUAUUGAAAGAGGAUUAGGGGUGUGUACAUAUAAUAUAUAUCCAUAUCAGUGAAGGAACAGUGUAAAUUUUGUCAUUGUCAAACGGAGAAAUGGAAUUUUCCAUAAUGUAUUUUGUUCACUAUUUAGUUUACAAAUUUAAGGAAGUUGCUACAAAAACGGACACACAGCAAAUAAUUAAUAGUUCAUGUAAAUGUAUAUAGAAAUUUUGCAUAUUCUAUGUUGUUUUAUCAAAUUUAAUGAUUUCACUGACAAAUAUUUCGUUAAAAAUAUAUAUUUUAAAACACAUGAAAUAUUUUUUAUUAAAAAUUUAAGAACAAUCUUGAAGAACACUUCGUCGUGAAUCAUUUGAUAAUGUUUCCACAGAUGAAUCAGUUUUGUUUUGUAGAAGAAACGUGAAUCACAUCUUUGAUAAAUUUGAGGUAAUAAAUAAGUAAAUCAUGAGUAACAUCAAACUAAACAAGCAUUACAGACAAUUACAUUUUCGAUAUUAAAAUUAUAUAAAAUUCAUUAUUACGUAUAAUAAAUUGCUUCAAUAUUAAAAUAUUUAUAAGAAUAUUAUCAAUUAUCUUUAUGUGAAGAUUAAUUAAUAGAAGAAAAGCAGAUAAAAGGUUUGACUUCGAAUUUUUUUUCUUUACAAUUAAUUUCUUACAUAUUAUAAUUCAAAGAAAAAAAAAAAAAAGAAAAGAAAAAGAAAAAGAAAAAACGAUAUCCAAAAUCGAAUUAGCAGUCAGCAUUUUCUGAAAUUCAAUAUUAAUUCGCAAAUUGUGGAGGAUGUGAUGCCUUACUUGAUAUUUCGAAUGAGAUUUUCGUGCAUAAUCCCUAGGCGUGGACCAUCGGACAAAUUGACGAUCGAGUGUGUUGCGUGCGGGUGGAGAUGACUUUUUUGUCUAUCACCGGUAUGAUUCGUUUCGAUAACCAGUUUCGCCCCACCAGGGUCUGGAUUUACAUACGUGUCGCAGGAGGCUUUUACGUUCGCUUGAUUUUAACACGAAUUGUAGUUUCGCGGCAGGCAUGAACGGUGCGUGCAGCUGAAACUACGAUCCGCUUCUUGUUUUAUCACGGUGCACGUUGUAACUAUUGUCAACGCGCAACCAUAAUUUCCUUUUUUUUUUGUUUUCCUUCUUUUCCUCACCCUUAUCUUUCUUUGUUGUUAAGAAAAAAAGAAGCGCGCAAUAAUCAUUUUAUUUUUUUAACAUUUUUGUUGUGUCUGUGCGAGUUGUUCUUCUCAGUGGCGAACGAUAGACUGAUCGAUAGACUCAAGGAGGGAAAACAAGGGGAUAUUUAAUGCAUUCGUCAGUGAAGUUCAAAGGUGAGGACGAAAAGUCUGAGGAAUCUGGUCCUGCAGAUUUCGAGCGAGCAAUAAUUAAUUCUGGUUAUGGAAGGUUCAAUUAUCUGUUACUAUUGGCCGUGUUGCCAGCCAGUUUCUCCAGCAUAUUCUCCUCGUCGGCUAUAUCGUACGUGUUGCCAUCAGCUGAGUGCGACCUGGGCCUCACCAUGUUCGACAAGGGCCUACUCAACUCGAUGACGUUCGCAGGUAUGAUAUGCACCUCGUUCUUCUGGGGAUUCAUGACUGACACAUUUGGCCGUAAGAAGAUAAUGUUUUACGGUUACAUGUUCACCGGUAUCAUGAGUCUGGUGACAUGUUUCUCGCAUACCGCAUGGCUUUUAAUUCUGUUCAAGUUUUUCGACGGAGUAAUCAUUUCCGGCCCAUACGCAGCGUUGAUGUCCUAUUUGGCGGAAGUACAUAACGAUGCUCAACGAUCUCGAACAUAUAUGUGGUUAGGAGUGUUUUUCUCACUUGGAAAUAUUUCUCUGCCGUGUAUCGCGUGGUUGAUCAUACCGCAGAAAUGGAUCAUUAACCUAGGAAGCGGGGAUAUAGAGAUCAAUUCAUGGCGUGUGUUUUUAGCUAUUUGCUCGUUGCCAGAAUUUCUUGCCUGCAUGGCUAUCUUCGCGUUCCCCGAAAGCCCUCGUUUUCUUUUAUUGAAAGGCAAAACAGAUGAGGCUCUCGAGGUUUUUAAAAAGAUAUACUCCGUGAACACCGGCAAGGAUCCAAACACAUAUCCAAUAAAAGAUCUUGAGGAGGAAUAUUCCGUUGAAUGUUCGAGUGACGAUAUACGGGACAAGUUGCGAGCCUGCUGGCAACAGAUCAAACCCCUCUUUCUGCCACCAAACAUCUUCAAACUUAUCGUGAUAAGUUUAAUUCAACUGGGUGCCACGAUAGGGUCAAACUCGAUUAGAUUAUGGAUGCCACAAUUGUUUACUAUGAUGGAACAUUUCAAAAGUAAUUACACGACACAGGAAUAUUCGAGCUCGCAGCCACGUUUCUGUUAUAUGUUAGGCCAACGGCAAUCGAAUUAUAGUUCCUCGUUAAGUUUCGUGAACGAAACUCUAAGCGUUGCUCACGCAUGCAUACCGGCGGAAUUAAACUCAAAAGUGUUUAUUAAUUCUAUCGUGAUUGCGACUACCGGUGUUGUUGGAUACACUUUGGCAGGAUCACUGAUUACUGUAAUAGGAAAGAAGAAGCUCAUAGCAAGUUGUUUCAUGGUAGCAGCCAGUUGCUGCACGUCACUUUAUUGGGCUGAAAACAGCAAUAGUAUACUCGGUUUGUGCUCGGUAUUCGUAGCUAUGUCGAGUAUAGGCGGUGCUUGCGUAGUAAACAUUGUUGCUGAUAAUUUUCCUACAUGUUUAAGAACUAUGGCAAUUAGUUUCUCCAUGAUGAUCGGCAGAAUAGGAGCUGUUACAGGCAAUUUAUUGUUCCCGGUGUUAUUCAACUUAACUUGUCUGGGUCCUUUCUUUAUGAUUGCCUCUGUUUCUCUAGUUUCGGCAUUGUUGGUAAUUAUUCUUCCCAAGAAGCAUUCGCAAAAGAAUAAAUCAAAGCAGAUUGCUUGACGACAAUACGAAUGGAUAAAAUAUAAUCAGCUAAUAAUAGCUGAAAAUACGGUUUGUAAAUAUAUAUCUUGUCCUUGAUUGAAUGUAUAAUUUCAAUGCAUGAUUUUUCAUCAUGUAAAUAUGUAAAUACAUUACUAUUACAUUCAUGUAGCAUAAGAUAUCUUCAUCAUAUUAUAAGUAAUUCAAAUAAUUUGCAAAUCGAAUGCACGAUUUAAGUGAGAUUUUUAAAAUAAGUUUCGUGGUUGUAUAGCAUGAAAUAAUUUUAAAAUAAUUCUCGUCAUUUUUAACGAUUUGUCAGUCUGUGAAUUAGAUCAUAAUUGCAAUGUUUUUCUAAAACAAUUUAAUAAAAAGAAACAUUAUUGUUAUAUAAUAAAAAUAUAUUUUCUUAUUGUUUUAGAAA
This is a messenger RNA of Apis cerana (Asiatic honeybee), 3299 nucleotides long. Its product is annotated as synaptic vesicle glycoprotein 2A. NCBI's taxonomy places the organism in Eukaryota, Metazoa, Arthropoda, Insecta, Hymenoptera, Apidae. Gene Ontology annotation, molecular function: transmembrane transporter activity. Gene Ontology annotation, cellular component: membrane. Gene Ontology annotation, biological process: transmembrane transport. The record is from RefSeq and is a predicted model, not a curated record.